Penicillium angulare is the source of this 669-nucleotide messenger RNA. RefSeq lists its product as uncharacterized. Bases 1 to 669 code for a protein of 222 amino acids. The record is from RefSeq and is a predicted model, not a curated record. The transcript is spliced from 3 exons. Lineage: Eukaryota; Fungi; Ascomycota; Eurotiomycetes; Eurotiales; Aspergillaceae.
AUGGCUGAGGCAUCUGAAGAUAGUGCUCAACACUUCGCAACGAACAGUCUUCCUCUCUAUCACGGGCCUCUUGUGAAAAUCAGAGUUACGCCUAGCAAUGACGAAUUUACAAUCUCUAAAGAUCUUCUCUGUGCGAGUUCCCCGGUAUUUUCAGCAAUGUUCGAAGGUCCAUUCAGAGAUUUUCAUGAGAUGAUGGCAGGGCUGGAAGAAAUGGAAUACGUAAUCUCGCAUCGAGGACCCCCCGGUGAGCAUAUUACGGCCGCGAUGGAGCUUGUGAGACUUGCGGACAAGUACGAUAUUGUUGGACUUGAAACCGAAAUGGGCGAAUAUAUUAGAGAGAUAAUUGUCGCCAAUCCUCAUCCAAUGGGAACCAUUUCUGCAUCUCGUCGCGAUACCAACACUUAUUGGAUCGUUCAUGAACAUAUUAUCUCUGCAAGCUACUUGCGUCAUGGACAUCCAGUACGACAAAUUCUGGCUAAAGCCUCCGUCUCAGGGCAUCUCCUAAGCCAUGAUCACAAAUUCUUUCUAGCGUCCCAGGAAUAUCCUCCAUUUGCAGCUGAUCUCCUUGAGGUCAGAAUGACGCUGGACAGGCCAAGUUCUAAACCAGCUGGCACUUUUGAAGACCCCAUCACUAGAGAAAUGGUCGAUCUAGAGAGAGAAAAAAUCUAG